UUCCCCAUUCAGAAAAGUCACUUCUUGAGAUUACCCUUGGAGGAGGAUGACCAUGAAGAAAGCUCUGAUUCUGGGGGCCCUCACCCUGAUGGCCAUCAUGAGUCCCUGUGGAGGUGAAGACAUUGUGGCUGACCAUGUCGGCACUUACGGCACAAAUAUCUACCAGACAUAUGGUGACUAUGGCCAGUUUACGUACGAAUUUGAUGGAGACGAGCUGUUCUACGUGGACCUGGAGAAAAAGGAGACUGUGUGGAGGCAGCCUGAGUUUAGCAAGUUUGCGACAUUUGAAGUUCAAAAGGCCCUGAGAAACCUUGUUGUGGUAAAAAAAAAUUUGGACACCUUGAUUAAAAAUUCCAACUUUACACCUGCCACCAAUGAAAUCCCUGAAGUGGUGGUGUUUCCCAAAUCUCCUGUGAUCCUGGGCAUUCCCAACACCCUCAUCUGUCUAGUGGAUAACAUCUUUCCUCCUGUGAUCAAUAUCACUUGGUUUUGCAAUGGACAUUUGGUUCCAGAAGGUAUUUCUGAGACAACCUUCUAUCCCAAGAGUGACCACUCCUUCCUCAAGUUCAGUUACCUCACUUUUCUCCCCUCUACUGAGGAUUUCUAUGACUGCAAGGUGGAACACUGGGGCCUGGAAGAGCCACUUCUCAAGCACUGGGAACCUGAGGUUCCAACUCCCAUGUCGGAACUGACAGAGACUGUCAUCUGUGCCCUGGGGUUGGCUCUCGGCCUCAUGGGUGUUGUGAUGGGCACCAUCCUCAUCAUCCGAGUCCUGCACUUCCGUGGUAUUUCCAGCCACCACAGGACCUCAACCUAGAAAACAGGUAACCAAAAUUUACAAGAAAGAAGAGGAAUGGCUGACUGACUCUAGCUCUUCAUGCAGGACUAGUUAUAUGACUUAGAUCCACUUCCUGUUCUGGUUCAUCAUAUGGCUCCUUCCAUAUCCUCAUCCCUGCCCUGCUUGAGUGGAAGUUAUGAAAAAUUUUCCCUCAGAGAUCACUUACUCUUAUAAAAUCUCCCAACUUAGUCUUCUAUUCAUUGCCUACCUUUUCACAGAGGGACAGUUCCCACCCACUUACCCACUUGACUUUUGCUCACCCUCAUCCAAAAUCUGUGUGAAAUUUAAAUAAAUAAAUCUUUCUGUGCUAUCUUUGCUUGAGCAUACUUUCCCUCUGUCUUUUUCCUAGAACUGAUUUAAGUCAUGCACAAGAAUGGAAGAGUUUAUGUUGAAAUUUUAGCAGAUUUCUCAGACCAUUAGCUUCUUUUUUGGGUCAUGUUAAUAACACCACAGCCAAAGUAUCAAAAUGAUAU
This is a messenger RNA of Sciurus carolinensis (gray squirrel), 1311 nucleotides long. Its product is annotated as HLA class II histocompatibility antigen, DQ alpha 2 chain-like. Gene Ontology annotation, molecular function: MHC class II protein complex binding. Gene Ontology annotation, cellular component: MHC class II protein complex; membrane. NCBI's taxonomy places the organism in Eukaryota, Metazoa, Chordata, Mammalia, Rodentia, Sciuridae. The record is from RefSeq and is a predicted model, not a curated record. Bases 47 to 817 code for a protein of 256 amino acids. Gene Ontology annotation, biological process: immunoglobulin production involved in immunoglobulin-mediated immune response; positive regulation of T cell activation; antigen processing and presentation of exogenous peptide antigen via MHC class II. The transcript is spliced from 5 exons.